Molecule: messenger RNA, 1053 nt
Organism: Pecten maximus
Lineage: Eukaryota; Metazoa; Mollusca; Bivalvia; Pectinida; Pectinidae
Exons: 1
Coding region: 1-1053 (350 amino acids)
Biological process (GO): DNA integration
Molecular function (GO): nucleic acid binding
Source: RefSeq, a predicted model, not a curated record
AUGGGGGAGAACAAGACCUACAAAAGACUGAAACACCAUGUCUGGUGGCACACGAUGAGGUUGGACGCUAAACUGCAUGUCCGUUCCUGUACCACAUGCACCCGAAAUAAGAAAACUAGGAAACCUAGAACGAGCUUAGGAACCUUCCACGCAGGUUUCCCCAUGGAGAGGGUCCAUGUGGACAUACUGGGACCCUUCACACCCAGCAAAGCCGGGAAUCGAUACAUCUUAAUGAUGGUAGACCAGUUCACUAAAUCGGUCGAGUUGGCCGCGCUCCCGAAUCAGUCCGCGGAAACCGUCGCGUACAGUUUUGUUGGACAGAUCCUGUCCACAUUCGGAUGUCCUCUCCAGGUCCACACAGACCAAGGCAGUAAUUUUGAGAGUCAGCUAUUCACCGAGCUGUGUCAACUGCUAGAGAUUACCAAAACCCGCACAACACCCUACCACCCGAGCUCAAACGGACAGGUGGAACGCUUAAACCGGACAGUACUGCAGAUGGUGAGAUGUUGCAUACAGGGACAGGAUGAUACUUGGGACUACUACCUCCCAAUGAUCAAGAUGGCUAUGCACGCAACUGAGAACAGAAGCACGGGAUUCACCCCAAACAUGCUAAUGUUGGGGCGGGAGGUGUUUCAGCCUUUGGACCUGAUGGUGGGUUCACCACCGCCUAAGGCGGAGAUGUCCCACCAAUGGGUCAGGCACCUCACCGAGUCACUUUCCCGUAUACAUGAACUAGCUCGACAACACCUAGGACGCACACAGCGCCGGCAGAAGAGAGAUCACGACUCAAAACUGACAGAACAUAUUUCGGGUGGGAGACAUAGUAUACAAAAGGGAUUCAUCCACCAAGGUCGGGAGGAGCUCCAAGCUCAAGCCGCCAUGGCUAGGACCAUAUCUAGUAGAAACAUGCAAACAUCCAGUCUACAAGAUCAGGAACCGAAGAGGGGCCAAGUAUUGUCACCACGAUCGCUUAAAGCUCUACGCGGGGGAUACGUUUCCCAUAUGGCUACGUCGCCUAAGACACAACCUCCUACCGGAGGCCGCGUACGAUGA